Molecule: messenger RNA, 1122 nt
Organism: Macadamia integrifolia
Lineage: Eukaryota; Viridiplantae; Streptophyta; Magnoliopsida; Proteales; Proteaceae
Exons: 4
Coding region: 1-1122 (373 amino acids)
Source: RefSeq, a predicted model, not a curated record
AUGAGAGGAGACAGGAUGCCAAGGGUCUUUCCAAAGGGAGAUGGACUGGCCAUUACCGAUGGUAAAGGAGAUGGCAGUGAGGGCAAUGGUUCUGUGCUCAAGGAUCUUCUCCAGAUCCAAGAGGCAUCAGAAAUGGAAGUUAUGGUGAUCUCUGUUCUUGACAGCUCAAGUUUCGUAGUUGCUUACUUUGAUCGUGAUGGGUUUCUGAAAAAUACCCAUUUGAGCAUAUUUCAUCAUUCUCAUCUUGGAUCAAGAGUAAUGGCAUCCACUUCGAGAGCUAAUAACGAGGCAGCAAAAUGGACUCAAAGAGAACAAGAUUAUCUCCUGAAAUUAAUGGUUGAACAAAUGAAAGUUGGUAACAAGAGUUCCAGCACUUUCAAUAAAGGUGGGUGGAACAAUAUCAAGAAAGGGCUUGAGGAAAAAGCCAAUCGGCCAUUUACGAUGGUUCAAUUAAGGAAUAAGAUGAAUAAAAUGCGAUUCGAUUACAGCGCUUUCAAGAAACUACUGGAUACUACAGGUUUUGGUUGGAAUUCUGUGAUGAGGACCUCAAAUCCUAAUUGGUCAAAGUUUAGGAGGAAUGGGCUACCACAUUGGCCUGAACUAUAUAUAAUUUUUGGGGACUCAUAUGCUAGUGGGAGAGGGGGAUUCAGGAAUGAAUCUGAUUUCAGGUUUGAAGAGGAAUCGAGAGGUGUUGAUGAUGAAGUGGAUGCAGAUGUAGAUGUAAUUCCAACUACUUCAUUGGCUAAUACCUUACCAACAGGUUAUUAUGAAAGCCAAGAUCCAGGAACUGAUUGUCUUAGAGUCAACAGAAGACUUGAUAAGACACCUACAGGAUAUAGGAAGAAGAGUAGGACAAUUGGUAUUGAACGCGCCAUACAGACCCUAGCUGAGUCAGUAGCAAACAAGAAUACUACAACCCCUAGCUCAACUCCAAUGGGUAUCACUCCAAAUACCACAGAUUUCAGCACUACUAGUGUUAGAUUAUUGGAAACCAUGAAUGAUAUCCCAAAAGAGUUGCAUAUUAAGGCGUGCAAGAGGAUAUUGGUGGACCGUGAAUGGAGAGAAUUAUUCAUUACUCUCAAGGAUGAAACGAAACAAUUGGCUUUUGAUGUGUUAGAUUGA